ACAUCAAUACAGCUAUAUAAAAAGUGCCCCUCAUGUCUUCACAUGUUAUUCUUCAAUUUUCAGUUCUCUUGUUAUAGUCUCCCUUUCUACCCCCUUCUUCAUUGCUCUGUCAAAGGUUUUUCAUCUCAAAGCUUUUUACCUUCAGAGGAACAUAACCAGUAAAAGAGCUAGCAAGAUGUUAUUGAGAAGCUCUUCAACUCCAGUUCUUGGAUCCCUCAUCUCAUCCAUCUCAGAUCAGAGUCCUAACCACCACCAUUUCCAGCCUGAAUUAGCAAACAAACACCAGCCAACAACUACUGUUCCUCAAUGUCUCAAUAAAUUCCCAUUUAACCAAGGAGGGUCUCAGAGCCUCACCUUCUCAUGCAAUUCUUCUCCAAUCUCACCUUCUGUCUCCGAGCUCUCGUUUGGUCGAUGCUCAAGCAGUGGAUUUCGAAGGGCUCAGUCUGAAGGAAAUUUGGAAGGGUUAGCUAAUGCCUCUGGCGAUAUUGAUGAGUUUAGUUUCUCAAAGCCAAUGAAGAAGUUUGCAGGGAGGUCUAGUGGUUCCUUCCUGGAGACAAUCCCGUCCUUUUCCUUCCACAAAUCCUCGGGCAAGUAUGAAGAUGACAGUGAAUAUGAAGAAGAUGAUAACGAAGAAGACAGUUUUGAAGAUCAAGAUCAGCAAUUCAAUAAAUUUACAAGUUAUGGAACCAAUGAAGAAAUGAAAUAUGUCAAUGCAUAUGCAAAUGUCGGGUUACAAAAGGAGCGUAAUGAAAAUUCACAGAUGUAUCUUGCAAGGGGGCUUGGAAUCUCCGGAGUUGAUAUGAACUUUGGUGGUAAUAAUGGAUCUUAUGGUGGAUUCGGAGGGGGCAACAGAUCUGGAGAUGAUGAUGAUGAUAAGGAUGUCGAGAAGCACUAUAAAAAGAUGGUUCAAGAUAACCCUGGAAACCCAUUAUGUUUGAGGAAUUAUGCUCAGUUUCUGUAUCAGACUAAGCACGAUCUUCAGGGAGCAGAGGAAUAUUACUCCAGGGCAAUUCUUAUAGAUCCCAAUGAUGGUGAAAUACUUUCACAAUAUGCUAAACUAGUAUGGGAGCUUCAUAAUGACAGAGAAAGGGCUACAGGAUACUUCGAAAGAGCAGUUCAUGCUGCUUCUGAAGACAGCCAUGUUCAUGCAGCAUACGCUAGCUUCCUUUGGGAAACAGAAGACGAGGAUGAAGAUGACACCUUGAAUGAAUCCCAAAUUCUGCAACCAAUUGUUCAGAGAGGACCCAUGGCUUCUGCAACCGCUUAAUAUUAGCAAGUAUAGCAUAUAAUCUAUAACUAGGAUUGCAGUAAAAUAUUAGUAUCAAAAUAGGGGUAUUCUACUAUUCUUCAAUAAUGAUAUAUGAAGAUUUUCAGGUCUCCUCCAUUCUAGUUACAUAUAUUGUACACAUGUAUGCAAACAAAGUUGUUUAAACAUGUGAUAUAUUUGACGAUUA
Molecule: messenger RNA, 1454 nt
Organism: Daucus carota subsp. sativus
Lineage: Eukaryota; Viridiplantae; Streptophyta; Magnoliopsida; Apiales; Apiaceae
Exons: 4
Coding region: 176-1267 (363 amino acids)
Molecular function (GO): protein binding
Source: RefSeq, a predicted model, not a curated record